AUGGUCUACAAACUCUUAGGAGAAUUGCAGGAUGGCUUCCAUUCAUCACCAGAACUGUCAGCCUUCUCAGUUUUCAACUUGAAAAACAUCCCCCAGUCAAUCACUGAGCUUGCCACACAAACAAAGGCUGGCAGUCCACUUCUUCGACUUCUUAAACCUCUGAUUGUGUGGCUUCAAGCUGAAAUAAAAAAAGGGCUUGAUCGCAUUGACACUCCUGCCCAUUAUGGACAGAAUGAUGAAGAAAAUGGGCAGAUACCGCAUGCAGCUUUUUCCAUCUACACUCCUAACCAUAAGGGACAGAAUGGUGCAGGAAAUGGGCAUGUAGCUGUUCCACACGUACCUGUUCUCAUCAACACUCAUACCCAUAAUGAACAGAAUGAGGCAGGAAAUGGGCAGGUAGCUGUUCCACACGUACCUGUUCUCAUCAACACUCAUACCCAUAAUGGACAGAAUGAGGCAGGAAAUGGGCACGUAGCUGUUCGGCACAUACCUGUUCCCAUCAACACACCUACCCAUAAUGGACAGAAUGAGGCAGGAAAUGGGCAUGUAGCUGUUCUGCACGUACCUGUUCCCAUCAACACUCCUACCCAUAAUGGGCAGAAUGAGGCAGAGAAGGAUCUGAUAUUUGACAAUGUAAAGGCACAGUGUCAGGAGACACAAACUGCCCUACAGGAGACACAAACUGCUCACAAACAGAAGACUUCCAUCUCAGCUGAAACAGCUGAUGUUCUGAGUGAAACGCCAAUGGAUGGUGCUGGUGCUGGUGAAAGUAGUGUAUCACGGACACCUAUACAAGUUGUAGAUGAUGCUGAAACGACUGCUGUUCUGAGUGAAAAGCCAAUUGAUGGUGCUGAUGCUGGUGCUGGUGGAAGUAGUGUGCCACAGAUAUCUAUAGAAGCUGUAAAUGAUGAAAACAGAGUGGAUGAUGACAAUAAAGAUCCAGAAAGUGAACUCUUACUGUCUGCUGACAACAACACAGAAGUGCUUGUUGACACGUCCAAAGAACCGAAGGAAGAGGAUCACUUUUUGCCUAGGAAGGGAAGAGAUAAUGAUGAUGAUGAUGAUGAUGAUGAGCGGAACUAUCAUUCCAUUAAAAGAGGAGUGAACUCAUGGCCGGAACUGAAUGUUUUGGGCAAGCCUGUCCGCAAAACAGAUUGAAAAAAAAAGGCCAUCAGAGAUGAUUUGGUUCAUAAUUUCCAGCCAGCGUCAGGCGACACAGAACAUUAAAAGAGAGCACGGGGUGUAUUUGAGUGUCGCAUUGACGAUUUACUUCUUAGAUAUACAAUAGACAAUGACUGUGACCUUGAAACCCCAGCAAAAUGCUGUAAGUCUUACUUUCUGUACUUGGCUUCCCUGGAGAGUAGGUUAGAGGAUGAGCUGCAGUGCUGGUUUAACGAGAAGCCAAGUACAGAAAGUAAGACUUACAGCAUUUUUGUUUUAGUGUUGUGUAGGCAAACAUGACUUGCACAUGUUAAUACUCCACUAGUCCAUAAACAGUGUAAUAGUAACCACCACUCUAGUGAUUCUGAAAAAAGUGUUCUAUAUUUAUUGUUAAAAUGAUGUUUGUUUAUUAUUGGCUGAUAGUGUGAGGCAAGCAUUCAGGUACAAAGCAAUCACAACUAUGCAUAUGUACAGGUAGCAGAUCAAGAUAAUUAUUGUUUUCACAAGUGCACUAUAAAAUUACAUGCUAAGAUACUUAAGAUUUAUAAAAAAUCAUUGGGCUUUGACAUUUAUACUGCUUAAACUUAUACAGAGAGGUCAUAAUGAAACAAAGGAACAACCGUUGCUUGCUAAGACACCCUCAAUAUUAAAAGAAAUAUGUUUUACCUAAAAUAUUAUAUUCUGAUCUUUGUUGUUAAUCUUUAUUGCUUUAUAACUAACUUACUAAAGAUUUUGCAAUAAUUUAAAUAAUAUUAUCCCCACGUGACCUUUCUGAAAUUUCACUAAAACAGCAUGACUUGUUUAAAUGUCUUACGUGUUGUGCAGCAUUUUAUUUUACUAGUGCCAGGGUUGCUAACAGUGCCUUUGUUUGGCAUUAUUUCAUUUUUCUUUAAAUAUAUUAUAUACAAACCAUUCAUAUGGCUUUCAUUCAUGUGGCAUUAAUUCCUGUGGUCUUACAAAGUAUAAAUUUUCACUGGCGUUGUUUUCUUGGGUCAAUGUUAAAAGUAAAAAUAACUAACAUUUUGCUAGGGUGUGUACUAUUUCCAUCAAUAGUUGUUACUUCAUUUCAGUGGUUAGCUACUACUAAAAUACUGAUGUUGAGCAUACUUCUCAGCAUUCCUUUAUAACAUUGUGAUAAUACAUCUCAGGAGAUGUUUAUUUAUUUUAAAUGUUUUAUUGUUUAAAUGGUGACUUAAACAUUUAAUUAAUGUUCCGCCGAAAAUCUAUAAUAAAAGGUUAUUGGAGAAUUGCUGAAAUUAGAUUCUAAAAACACCAGAUGCAUGGUUUUCUCAUGUUCAGAAAACAACUUGCCUAUUAAAUAUCAAUUUGCCAUAGAGAAUAAUCUUUACAAGCAGGCAUAGUUCUUUGUGAUAUUGUUUAAAAUGUGUGUGCAAGUGUUUUUAGGAUGUUUGAAAGUUGUAUGCCCCACUUAAUGAGAGGUUGUUUAAAUUUGUCCUUGUCCGUCCAUGCUUCUGUCCUUCUGUGUGUUCCACUCUUUUGUGUAGCCUGUAACUCACAAAGUAUUGGUGCUAUAGGGAUGAAACUUUGCCAGUAUAUUUAUACGCAUGAGGACCUGAACACCUGCAAUUUUAACUCAACUGGAUUUGUUGCCCCGUUUGCUGCAAAACAAUGCAAUUUUGAUUUGUGUGGACUGUAGCUCAAAAAGUAUUUUGUAAGAGGAUUGAAACUUUAGAUGCAUAUCAGCAAGCAGCUGCAGUUGUGCACCUCUAUAUUAAGGUUUAGAUGUUUUAUACACAACUGAAUGAAUGGCCCAUUCUUAGCAAAAUAUUGUUGUUUAUUUCUUUUGACUUUUCACUAAAAAUGGAUCGCAGCUAGAAGGCUUAAACUUAACAAACAUAUAGCUACCUUGAUAUUUUAGAUAUUUUUCCCCAGUCAAAAGUUGAGUAUAACAGAGAAAAGCAACACGUGUGGGCAUCAGUGUUUUAUUACAAACACAUUGUAGUUGUUUUUUUUAAUCAUUUUAAACGAUUGGCCCAAAUUUUUAAAGCUCACCAUGGAAAUGACACGGGUAUUGGCAAUAUGUUUUUUUUUCAUUAGUUUAUAUAUGUUGAUAUUUGUUACAAUUUAUAUGAUUUUGAUAGAAAGUACUUUUAAAUUAGAUGUCCCCAUUAACUUUUUACUUCAUUUCCAUGUAGAAUAACUAGCCAUGUAAAUUCACACUUUCCUGAUCAUGCCCCGUUGCAGUUUGGAUUGUAUUGUAAUAAUUAUUUGCCUUGUAAUAAGGCAAUUUAUACUGUGUUAAUUAAGGGCCCAUGAUCAUCCAUUGAGAAUUUAAACCGCUAGAUAAACACGCAACCUACAGAAUACCGUUAGGGCCAUCAUGGUUACACAUAAAAAUAAAGAGGGCGACAAUGCGAUAGUACGAUGACGACAAUGCCAUAGUACUAUGACAACAGUGCGACAAUACGAUGGCGACAGUGUGAUAGUACGAUGGCGACAAUGCGAUAAUAUGAUGACGACAGUACGAUAACGCGAUAGUAUGAUGGCGACAGUGCGAUGAUACGAUGGAGACAGUGCGACAAUACAAUGGCAACUGUGCGAUAGUACGAUGGCGACAAUCCGAUAAUACAAUAACGACAAUAAAAUAACGUGAUAGUACGAUGGCAACAUUGCGAUGAUACGAUGGAGACAGUACGAUAUGACUUGUCAUCGUACUAUCGCGUUGUCGCCAUCGUACUAUCGCAUUGUCGCCAACGUACUAUUGCACUACUGCACGGCCUCCCUCUGGAUUUUAAUGUGUAACCACGAUGGCCCCAAUGGUAUUCCGUACAACAAUAAACCUCGUAAAAACGUUAUUGCCUUUCUUUUAAUUACAGGACAUAGAGGAUGAAUUCCAUUUCAUUUGUGUUUCUUCAUGUUACCUUUUUCCACGGCAUAAAUUUCUUAAACGUUUUUAUUACAUGAAGAGACUGUUGUUAAGUUCCAUAGUAUACAACAAAAAUAUGUAAAUUUGAAAUAUUAAAUUUGUGUAAAUAUGUAAAUAAAGCUUUAUAUGUGCCAGUCAUUUGUUAUUGCAAAGGAAAGGUAGAAUAAAGAAGUUAUAACUUUA
This is a messenger RNA of Dreissena polymorpha, 4231 nucleotides long. RefSeq lists its product as uncharacterized. Lineage: Eukaryota; Metazoa; Mollusca; Bivalvia; Myida; Dreissenidae. The record is from RefSeq and is a predicted model, not a curated record. The coding region runs from base 1 to 1158 and encodes 385 amino acids. The transcript has 11 exons.